This is a messenger RNA of Ictalurus furcatus (blue catfish), 2905 nucleotides long. RefSeq names its product NLR family CARD domain-containing protein 3-like. The record is from RefSeq and is a predicted model, not a curated record. Lineage: Eukaryota; Metazoa; Chordata; Actinopteri; Siluriformes; Ictaluridae. The transcript has 6 exons. Bases 283 to 2478 code for a protein of 731 amino acids.
GGGCUUUAGCGUCACCAUUGGUCCACUACAGCUCCUCCUCUAGCCAAUAGUAGUGCAUCAGUUUAUCGGAAAGUGAAAGUGUUUCUCUCUCAGCCUCGACUCCAUUUUGUCUCUGUUGGAAAAGCAGAAAAACCUCAACACCAGGCAGAAACGGUGAUAUUAAUGUCACACAACAUGGACUGCUGAAUAAAAGAGUGUCAGUAAUUCCAGCAGAAGAGAUCAGCAUCUUCAGGACUCAGCUGUGUGUCCAUGAGCUGUCUGUGUUUACACUAAUAUUCAAACAUGGAGACCCCUGACCUGGACACAGAUAAUGUGACCCCGCCCUCAAAUAACCAUAAACUCAAGAGAAAGAGAUCAGACUCCCCAGAACCCAGCUGUGUCUCCAUGAAGAGUGAUGUGUCUAUGCAGCUUCCUCGGAACUUUAGAAAUAAAGACUCCUCGUCUGUACACAGUAAACUCAAGAGAAAGAGAUCAGACGCCCCAGAACCCAGCUGUGUCUCCAUGAAGAGUGAUGUGUCUAUGCAGCUUCCUCGGAACUUUAGUGAUAGAGACUCCUCGUCUGUACACAGUGUUCUACAGAAGUCAGGAGACAGAAGAGAAAAGGACAUCAUCACAGCUACAGGACACGACCCGGAACCUGCUGCUGUAAAUGACUUCCAGAAAAAGUUCAAAUUAAAUCUGGUGAAGAAGUUUCAGUGUUUAAAUGGAGUGAUGAUAAACCGGGAAAACCGAACACUCCUGAAUGAGAUCUACACAGAGCUCUACAUCACAGAGGGAGACGGUGGAGACGUCAAUAAAGAACAUGAGGUGAGACAGAUCGAGGCAGCAUCCAGGAGAACAACAACAGAGGAAACACCGAUCAAAUGCAAUGACAUCUUUAAGCCCUUAUCUGAUCAAGACAAACCCAUCAGAACUGUGCUGACAAAGGGAGUCGCUGGCAUCGGAAAAACAGUUUCUGUGCAGAAGUUCAUUCUGGACUGGGCUGAAGGGAAAGUAAAUCAGGACGUCCAGCUCAUGUUUCCACUUCCUUUCAGAGAGCUGAAUUUGAUGAAGGACCAGAAACUGAGUCUGAUGGAUCUCCUUCAUGUCUGUUUUAAGGAGACAAAAGAAACAGAAAUGUCCAGUUUGGAAAAGGUUCUGUUCAUUUUUGACGGAUUGGACGAGUAUCGUUUUCCUCUGGAUUUCCAGAACACAGAGAGAGUGUGUGAUGUAACUGAAUCAGCAUCAGUGCAUGUGCUGCUGAUAAACCUGAUCAAAGGGAAUCUGCUUCCCUCUGCUCUCAUCUGGAUCACCUCCCGACCAGCAGCAGCUGAUCAAAUCCCCUCUGAGUGUGUCCAUCGAGUCACAGAGGUACGAGGGUUCAAUGACCCACAGAAGGAGGAGUACUUCAGGAAGAGGAUCGGUGAUCAGAGCCUGGCCAAUAACAUCAUCACACACCUGAAGUCAUUAAGAAGCCUCUACAUCAUGUGCCACAUCCCAGUCUUCUGCUGGAUUUCAGCCACUGUUCUAGAGAGAAUGUUGGGUGAAGAAGAGAGUGGAGAGAUGCCCAAGACUCUGACUCAAAUGUACACACACUUCAUCAUUCAGACAAACAUCAUAAGAGAAAAGUACUCAAAGAAGCAGGAGAGUGAUGAAGAAAUGCUUCUCAAACUGGGACGACUGGCUUUUCAGCAGCUGAUGAAGGGCAACCUGAUCUUCUAUGAGGAAGACCUGAGAGAGUGUGGCAUUGAUGUGAGAGAAGCAGCAGUGUACUUAGGUGUGUGUACUCAGAUCUUCAGAGAAGAGUUUGGACUUCACCAGAGUAAAGUGUACUGCUUUGUUCAUCUGAGCAUUCAGGAGCAUCUCGCAGCUCUGUAUGUGCACCUGACAUUCAUGAAAGAAAAGAGAAAUGUUCUUGUACAGAGUUGGCUUUCUGAACCAGAGAUUUUAUCUGACGAAGAGGAUGAAUCGGAGAUGUUCUCUGAAUCUGAGAUGUUCCAUCACCAGUGGAUUGAAGAAAUUACAGUCUCAGAUGUCCACAAGAGUGCUGUAGAUCAGGCCUUAAAGAGUGAGACUGGACAUCUGGAUCUUUUCCUCCGUUUUCUUCUGGGUCUCUCACUAGAGUCCAAUCAGAAACUCUUACAUGCCUUAGUAACACAUGCAGGAAGUAGCUCCCAGACAGGAAAGGGGGACACGGUACAGUACAUCAAGGAGAUGAUCAGUGAAGAUCCCCCUACAGAGAAAUCCAUAAAUCUGUUCCACUGUCUGAAUGAACUGGGGGACAAUUCUCUAGUGGCGGAAAUCCAACGCUACCUGAAAUCUGGAACACAAAGUGAACUCUCUUCUUCACAGUGGUCUGCUCUGGUGUUUGUCUUACUGACAUCAGCAGAGGAGCUGGAGGAAUUUGACCUGAGUAAAUAUAUCUCUACAGAUAAAAUAAGAGAUAGGAUUCUUGUGAAGGUGAUGCCUGUGAUUGCAGCAUCCAGAAAAGCAAUGUAAGUAAAGCUGAAUAGAACUGUUCUACUGUUACAGUGUUAAGAGAACAAAUCAAAUGUCUUAGCUGUUCAGAUCAAUCUAACUCUUCAUGACACUUUAGACUCUUUCUUUUCUCCUAUUAAUAACAUUUUAGAUCAGAUUCUUGCUUUCCCAUUUGGUGUCCCGGAUCUUAUACUCCAUGUUUAUACAAUGUGUGUGUGAUGAUGUUCGCAGCUGAAAACUCCCACCAAGCCGAAUCUGAACAGCUCUGACUGUGUGGGACUUUUGUCUAACGGAUGUUUGUGCUUUUGAAACUGAGAAGUUGCAGUGAAAGCUUUGAGGACUUGUUUGAUAAUUUGCAUUACUGUUAGUUCAUUAUGUAUUAUUUCCUUCAGUAUCAGGUGUGAUACAAUUCAAUACAGUGGUUGGUCAGCUCUGGACUCAGUGCUCA